Molecule: messenger RNA, 231 nt
Organism: Rotaria sp. Silwood2
Lineage: Eukaryota; Metazoa; Rotifera; Eurotatoria; Philodinida; Philodinidae
Source: the annotation of a GenBank genome assembly
AUGUAUUUCUUAGGUGAUUAUGAGCCACAAAUGAAACAAUCACCUGGCCAACAACAACAAACACAACCUCCGCCAUCUGAUGUAGCAAAUUUUAAUUAUGGUGAAGAUCAAGUAAAUGAUACAAAUGCUAUAUUAAAAUUAAAAGAAUCAAUGCAAGAGGAAGUAAAAAAAUUUGAUAAAACACCUAAUAGUUUAAAUAAUGAUGAUUAUCAUUUUCCUGGUGUUGGUUAA